AUGUCUUCCACAACCAUUGAAUCCAGAAAAACUGCCAUUGUAACCGGGGCAUCAUCCGGUAUUGGCUACGAAAUCACCAAAGAGUUAGCAAGAAAUGGCUUUAUUGUAUAUGCAUGUGCACGAAGAUUGGGACCUAUCGAUGAUUUAAUCAACGAUCUGGCCCCAGAAUUGACAACCGAAUUGGCGAAAGCUGUUAUAAAACCCUACCAAUUGGAUAUAUCCAAGGAGGAUGAAGUCAAACAAUUCCGUGUAUUUUUGGAAAAGGAACUACCUAAUGGGAAAUUGGAUCUUCUUUACAAUAAUGCUGGUCAGAGUUGUACAUUCCCUGCCUUAGAUGUUACUAACGACGUGAUGGAACAAUGCUUCAAAGUUAAUGUUUUUGGUCAUGUCAAUAUGUGCAGGGAACUAGCUUCGUAUCUAAUCCAGGCAAGAGGGACCAUUGUUUUUACAGGGUCGUUGGCAGGUAUAACUCCUUUCCCUUUUGGAAGUAUAUAUUCUGCCACGAAAGCUGCCAUUCAUGAAUAUGCUAGAGUAUUACAUCUUGAAAUGAAACCAUUCGGUGUAAGAGUCAUCAAUGUGGUUACUGGUGGCGUUGCCACAAACAUUGCGGACACAAGACCAUUGCCUGAUGAUUCAGUUUACAAUUUUCCCGAAGGUAGAAAGGCCUUCGAAUACAGACAAUCGAUGGCUAAGAACCACCAUCCAAUGCCUGCAGAUGUCUAUGCCAAGGAAUUAAUUAAAGACAUUUUGAGUGACAAGGAUCCUGUGGAUGUUUAUAGGGGAAAACUAGCAACCAUUAUGUCUUAUGUGAUGAUGCUUGUUCCAUAUAGCUUAUUAGAAUGGGGAUUAUGCAAGAAGUUCAAACUUGACAAAGUGUUUGAGGCAUUAAAGAGCAAGGCGGAAUCCAAGACAAAGUCAGAUUGA
Naumovozyma castellii is the source of this 924-nucleotide messenger RNA. It is a transcript of the gene AYR1, whose product is annotated as acylglycerone-phosphate reductase. NCBI's taxonomy places the organism in Eukaryota, Fungi, Ascomycota, Saccharomycetes, Saccharomycetales, Saccharomycetaceae. Bases 1 to 924 code for a protein of 307 amino acids. The transcript has a single exon. The record is from RefSeq and is a predicted model, not a curated record.